This is a messenger RNA of Didymella exigua CBS 183.55, 1848 nucleotides long. RefSeq lists its product as uncharacterized. The transcript has a single exon. Gene Ontology annotation, biological process: maintenance of rDNA; regulation of exit from mitosis. Bases 103 to 1617 code for a protein of 504 amino acids. Lineage: Eukaryota; Fungi; Ascomycota; Dothideomycetes; Pleosporales; Didymellaceae. The record is from RefSeq and is a predicted model, not a curated record.
UCUUCUUUAACGGCAACGUCGCAAGAUGGACGGCUACUCUUGAACUACCGAAACUUCUCUCACCGCAUACACGAUUACUACGAAUACUUGACCGCCGCCAAAAUGCCUCGACUCGUGCGGAAGGCGCCGAUGAGCGAGCGCAUCAAGACGUACCUCGACCCCUCGGACUGGGCGCUGUGGAUCUCGGAAGAGCUGAGCAGCAGUGACUGGGAGGACUUUGCAGCUUCAUAUGCGCUGUCCAUCAGUUUUUGCGCAAACAUAGUCUUCAUCGUCGCCCAGGCGAAUACAGGCGCAUCCAACAGCUUCGACAACGACGGCGUCUUCAGAGAAGCUUCAGGCCCUGGAUGGCUCAGCUGGCUCGCGAACCUGUUAGUGGUAUUUCUUUCUACUGCGAGCUUUGCAAAUGCGUGGCUGGUGUACAGCAAGAAGAGGUACUACAGGUUGUUCGAGCAGCCCAUCGAGACGACGCCUACCACACCGAGUGCGAAGCGCGUGAGGGUUGACUCGUCGCCAGCUGGAGCUUCGCCCUUUAGUUACAUUCGAAAUGUUGCCCAGCGCAAUUCAGCGGCUGCACGGGCUCACCCAGAUGCGACACGAGAUGUGUGGGAGGUUGCCGUCUGGGACCCUAAUCCGCUGUGUCUCGAGCUGUUCUGCCUCUUCAGCCCGCUCCACGUUGCACUCUACUACCUCAACUUGCCGGUUGCACCGCUUGAUCCGCGUCCCAGUGUCCGUGUCGUGGCGACAGUCUUCAUCGGCCUGGUCCUGUCACUCCAGCUGUGGAUGCUAAGGUCUUCGUUCACCCAGCAGAUCAAGGACAACAACAUCAUCAGCCGCCAAGUAUUGCACGAGUAUGACAGCAAGUACGUGCAUCCGUCUAUGCAGAGGCAGUCGCGCGAUGUUGCUAUCCAGACUAUCUCGAAGAAGCGCAACAGGGACUCCAGCGUCGGCGUCAAGGGCAGUCCGCACGACCUGGCCAGCGAGGUUCUCACGUACACACCACGCACCAUCAUCAACAAGAAGGUCUUCAACACCACGCCAAAUCGAAACUACCGCAGCCAUUACGAUCCAGACAACCUCUCACUAGGUCGAACACCUACCCGCAGCGCCACGCGCCCAGCGUUUACAUCUGCGCACUCUUCCUACACUUCGACCGCCUCGGACGCCCGCGACGAUGAUGCAGAGCUCUCGUCACCCAUCCGGCCCUCGCAGACACCAAACCCAUUCCGCCGCGCACCGUCCAUCACACGCACAAGCGGCGACGGCGGCAGUCUGGGUGUGUUCACGCACGCCAAUUCGCCCCUCCGCAAGUCCUCAGGUGCAAAUUACCUCCGCGAUACCGGCGAGAACAGCAGACCUCGCGAGCAGCCGAAGCUCAGCCUCAGUGACAGGUUCGGCGUUUCGAGCAGGAGCUCUACACCUAGAUUGGAGAAGAGCAGCAACCCUACGGGUGUUACUAGGGGAAGUGGAUUGGGUGCAAGUGGCACGAAUUCAGGUAGCCAGACACCGAGUCGCAGGGAGGGGAGUCCGUUGAAGAGGGUGAGCAGGCCAAAUGGAGAGGCGAAGGGGAGUGGGUAUGGGGGGCUGGGUGUCGGGAGGAGAGAGAGCGGGAGAUUCUAGGCAAUGACCAGGGAGCUGAUGUACAAUAUUGUGGUGAGAGUGAGCGUUUGAUAAGAACGAAUAGCGAUCAGCCCAGCACCGGAUAUACCCAGCAUAGCUGCAGCAGAAUAAAGCACAGCAAUUCAGCAGCGGGGGCACCUCGCAAUCCCGUGAAUUACAAAUGGAGGAUGUCAGCGGUGGUGGUCACAUCGUGCCUGCCUUGACAACCUCGACGGGAAGAACGCCCUGAUA